Molecule: messenger RNA, 1950 nt
Organism: Pantherophis guttatus
Lineage: Eukaryota; Metazoa; Chordata; Lepidosauria; Squamata; Colubridae
Gene: ACBD6
Product: acyl-CoA binding domain containing 6
Molecular function (GO): protein binding; fatty-acyl-CoA binding
Source: RefSeq, a predicted model, not a curated record
AGUGGCCGCGCGCUUCCUCGGAGGGGGCGGGGCGGAGCCCGUGAGAUGAGGCUGCGGGCCGGGUGGGAGCGUGGGCGCCAUGGCAUCGCUCUUCCCGGUGAAAGGCGUAAGGAGAGCGGGCAGAGGAGACGACUGCAGCUCGGGAGAAGAGGAGAGGGCGGCCGGGGCCGUGAUGGUGGUGGGAGGGCUGGGGGAGUCUCCAGGCCCCGGUUCCGAUUCGGACAGCCGCUCGUCCUCCCCGCUGAACUGCCUGAGCGAGCAGUUCGAGAGGGCGGUGCAGCGCGUCCCGACCCUGGUGGCCGCCGCCGGCAAGGAUCAGCUCCUCUACUUGUACGCGCGCUAUAAGCAGGUCAAAUGUGGUCACUGCAACAUUCCCAAACCUGGAUUUUUUGAUUUUGAAGGCAAGCAGAAAUGGGAAGCUUGGAAAGCAUUGGGUGACACAAGUCUUGAGCAGGCAAUGGGAGAGUACAUUGAUGCUGUGAAAAAAUUGGACCCUACAUGGAAUCCACAGAUAUCAGAAAAGAAAGGAAAAGAAGGAAAAGCUGUAUUUGGAGGUCCAGUUGUCAGCUCACUGUAUCAAGAAGAAACCAUCAGGGAGGAAGAUAAGAACAUAUUUGACUAUUGCAGAGAAAACAACAUUGACCAUGUAACCAAAGCCAUCCGAUCAAAAAAAGUCGACGUGAACGCAAAAGAUGACAAGGGUAGAGCUUUGCUGCAUUGGGCAUGUGAUAGAGGACAUAAAGAACUUGCUACAGUACUUCUCCAACACACUGCUGAUAUCAAUAGCCAGGAUGAUGAAGGUCAAACAGCAUUGCAUUAUGCUUCUACCUGUGAAUUUUCUGAUAUUGUGGAACUGUUACUUCAAUCUGGAGCCGACCCUACUCUUCGGGACAUGGAAGGAUACUUGCCCGAGGAGGUGACAGACUGUAGAGUAAUCACCUCUAUGCUCCAGGAACACACAGCUGGCAAAGCUUAACUGAAAGGCCAAGGAAGUGAAGCCCAAGGCUUUCAGAAUGGAACAAAAACUGUAAUAAAUCCAUCCUUCUCCUACUGCGUAGUCUGCACAAUGCAUAAGGAUUGGAAUUUGUUGAAUGAAGUGCUUGGUAUUGAUACAUAUUUGGAAAGCCAAAAAGAAAGUAGUGGACUGUGAAUCACACAGCAUAACCUACUAUCUACCAUGUGAAAAAUAACCUCAGCCAUAGUUUGUGACUUAUUUGCUUAAUAGUUCCCCCCCCCUUUAUUUUUUUUUUAUUUUUUUUUUUGCAGUCUUAAAACCAAUUAAAAGGAUAUAUUGGAUUUCUACUAUCGUGUCAGAUGUAGCUGUAAGAGAUGUUCAGUUGGGUAGGAUUGUGCGCUACAAGCCUGAUACAGCACGAGUCUUACUUCACCAGCACAGGAGUUUCAUCAUGUAUGGAGGCUACGCAGAAAAAAAAGGAACCGUACUGAAGCUGAAGUCCUGUGUGUUCCUUCUUGAGAAUAAGCCCUAAUUAGACACACGAAUAGUGUUGAACUUGCUUUCCCAAGUGGAUUUAAGGACUAGCUUUUUAUUUGUUCCAUGCAACUUCUAGGAAAGGAAGAUCCAACUGCUGGAUAGGGGAAAGGAAGAUAUGAGCCAGUUUAUCAAACUUCUUUUCCCCCAAACUCCCACAUUAGUGACAUGUUAUUAUUUAUAUUUUUUUUAACUCAGAAUUAGAAGUACUGUGUUUCUCUAAGAUCUAAAAAUAAGCGCGGUUGGUUUUUUUUUCCUUGAUCCUAAACUGAUUCCUAAACUGGUUAGCUAAGUAGUUGCUGUGUUGUUAAACUAUGAGAACUGAUGGGCAUGUUAAUUGUGUAUAUCUCUCUGUUUCUGGUAUAAAACUACUUUCCUGCAUGAUAUGAGAUAUAUAAAAAUGUUCCUGGAAUGUUUCUCUUUUUUCACCUGCCAUUAAACCAAACUAGUUAUAUAAAAAG